Molecule: messenger RNA, 1565 nt
Organism: Tuber melanosporum (Perigord truffle)
Lineage: Eukaryota; Fungi; Ascomycota; Pezizomycetes; Pezizales; Tuberaceae
Exons: 4
Coding region: 528-1565 (345 amino acids)
Cellular component (GO): cytoplasm
Molecular function (GO): phosphatase activity
Source: RefSeq, a predicted model, not a curated record
CUUUCAUAUAUAGUGACUUCCUAUAUCUAUCCAAGGCAUUGGACCCCCCUCCCCCGCAAUUGGUCACCCUAAAACUCCCUUGACCACAGCCUAACAUCUUUUCACUCGUAGACCCUGACUCGAAUUCAAAUACGGUAUUCGAUGCCAAGAGGUCCAGUCACAAAGUGCCCUUGAAACCGUUAGCCAGUCACGUUGGGCACAGCACGAGACCUAAAGCGAGGUCCACAACGGGUCCCGUGGCCCAUUUUCAUACCCAGGUCCAAUCUACGGUAACAGUGAUUCAGAAUUCAUAGCUCUUCCCAAUCCAGUUUAACAACAUUUUAACCUCCGCCACGAGGGCACACCUUCGCGGGCAGAGCAAAACACGAUCAAGGAAUGACUAGUGUCCAAUCACCCCGCUCCACGUCCAGAAGGUAUAGUUCAAAUCAAAUGACUCACCUCACUAUAUAAACGUUCUCGACCCCGACCCGUUGGGAAAAAACUCUCCCUAGCGAUCGUGGUAUACGAAACGACAGAAUAAACGUAAAAUGAUCUUUUGGAGUUUGCUGCUUCUUGCCACCAGCGGGCUGGCUAAUAUCGUUUUUCCUGCUUAUAAUGGGCCCCCGAGAUUGAAAUACAGUGUUGUGCCUGGGUAUUUCAAACAGAGCAGUUUGGCUACGGAUGAUAGAACAUAUGAUCCGCUUCGGGAUAGCUUUGGCCUCACGGACCCGAGUCCUCAUCGAUGGUAUCGCUUUCGCCAGAACAUCCACGCCCUCAACAUGAAUGCUCCGGAGGGUGUUAGAUAUGUGGUGCUAUACCUUGCAAGGCACGGGCAAGGACACCAUAACGUCGCUGAAGAAUUCUUCGGUUGGGAAGCCUGGGAUUGCUACUGGGCGAUGCAAGGCACAAACGGCACUUACACCUGGGGACCUGACGCCAAACUCUCACCCCGAGGUCACUCAGAAGUAGCCAGAACCUCCAAAGCCUGGAAACGCGAAGUCCCACACGGCGUCCCGCUUCCCGAAUCCCACCAUGUCUCACCACUUUCCCGGUCUCUCUCAACCCUCGUUGAAACCUGGAAACCGGUAGCCCUGAACCCUCCCCGCCCCGUUUGCCACGAACUCCUCCGCGAAACCCUUAGCCUGCACUAUAGCGAUAGGCGGUCGAAAGCCUCGUACCUGAGGGAAAUGUACCCGGAAGUUGAAUUCCCGAUCGAAGAGGAAGACCCCCUGUGGAAUUUCCACCGCGAAUCUGAAAUCGGAAGGAAUAUGCGCAUCAAGCAUGUCCUUGAUGAGAUUAUCAACAAUGAUCCCAACACUUACAUCGCCAUGACAAGCCACCUUGGUGUCAUCAAUUCCACACUCGUGGCAUUGGGACAUAGACCUUACGCCCUACAAACCGCGGGUGUUAUCCCAGUCGUGGUUAAGGUGGAGAGGGACUUGGAGUGGACGGGAGAACCAGUUUGGAGAAAGAAGGAGAGCUGGGAAAUCCCGAAGGCCGAGAUGAGGAGUGUUUGCCCGGGAUAUGAACCUGUGCUGGUUUCCGGCCAGUAUGUCGAUGGGAUGGGUGUUUGGCCUUAUUCGUAA